Molecule: messenger RNA, 1405 nt
Organism: Crotalus tigris (Tiger rattlesnake)
Lineage: Eukaryota; Metazoa; Chordata; Lepidosauria; Squamata; Viperidae
Product: mannose-binding protein C-like
Exons: 6
Coding region: 315-1091 (258 amino acids)
Biological process (GO): surfactant homeostasis; positive regulation of phagocytosis
Cellular component (GO): multivesicular body; rough endoplasmic reticulum
Source: RefSeq, a predicted model, not a curated record
AAUAAAUAUUUUUUCCCCUGUUGUUUUAGAUUAGACAAUGAUUAGUGAAAGGAUCAGAUUUUGCAAAACCACUGCCCGAGAAACGCGUACGCAAAGAGUUGGUUUCUUUCAGCGCUGUAGUGGACACAAGGUGUGAAAGGUUUAUGAUUCCCAAAAUGCAGUCCCUUUGUAGCAAUUCUCAAAAGUAUCAGAUACUCUUCUUUAAAAGAAAGCAAACAUAGAAGGAGCAAAUUGGCAUCUGAGGUGCAGUCAAGUCUGAUAAACAGCGGCAGUCUGAAACGUUUUAGGCUAAGCGGCAGUCUCAUUCUUAAGAUAUGCACCUUCACGCUUUCUACAUCCUGAUGCUGGGAGUGUCACUGGUGAAACCGCAACAUUCUGAAAUGUGCAGAUGUGAAGAGAAAGUUAACAUCUGCUCUGUGGUUGCUGGCAUUAAUGGAUUACCAGGGACCCCAGGGAGCAAUGGCUUACCAGGGAGAGACGGGGCGGAAGGUCCUCCAGGGCCAAAAGGAGAUUCAGGUUUCAAAGGAAUACAGGGACCUCCAGGAAAAGCUGGACCUCCUGGCUCAAAUGGAGAACAAGGGCUGAAAGGGGAUCAAGGGCUGAAAGGAGAAAAAGGAGACAGUGCAGAGGUUGAAGUUCUUAAAACCCAGAUUCGUGAUUUACAAGUAGAGCUGCAGGUUGUUAAGGCGACGACAAGUAAGAACCAUGCAGAUUUUCUACAGGCUGCUUUCCCAAACUUCACCGUAAUAAGAAACAAAAAAAUUGCAUCUAACGGAGCCGAAGCCAAUUAUGACACUGCCAAAGCCACCUGCUCCAGGUUUGGGGGGCAGCUCGCGUCUCCGAGAAACGGGGAAGAAAACGCCGCCUUAGCAAAACUGGCGUCAAAACUUGGAAAACAUGCUUUUCUUGGGAUGACUGACCGGGAGAGAGAAGGUAGUUUUAAGCACCUCAACGGGGACCAAAUGCAAUACUCACGGUGGGCAAAAGGCGAACCUAACGGAGAACAAGAGGAUUGUAUAGAGUUAUACCUGGAUGGCCAGUGGAAUGAUGUGGACUGCAAUAUAAUUCGAUUAAUCGUCUGUGAGUUUUAAUCCAACCAUCCUCCUCUAAACUUGUCAGGCUAGCAAAAAACAGAUUUCCAAAAUCCACGGUGUUCGCCUAUAACUUCAGAACACGAGCAAAAUGACCAGCGAGGUAUCACAAGGCUUUACAAGAUUGACUCGAGCAACGGUCAAACAGACAAACAAGCAUCGGAGCAAUUUUGUGUAAUUUAAUUCAGCUUGGGUGCACUUUGGAGGCUGGGUGUGUUUAUGAGAAAUGUUUGUGACAACGCAGCUAAUAAAUAAUGCAUUGGCAAUUGUCAUGUUUAGAUAAUCACAUAUUAAACUGUCCGCUUCAUGUAGUA